This is a messenger RNA of Arabis nemorensis, 1752 nucleotides long. NCBI's taxonomy places the organism in Eukaryota, Viridiplantae, Streptophyta, Magnoliopsida, Brassicales, Brassicaceae. The record is from the annotation of a GenBank genome assembly.
AUGUGUUACUUUUUAAAACCUCAAGGUCUAUUUUGCAAAUUCAACAAGUGGGGGAGAUUUAUUGAAUGGACCAGUCCACAAGUUGAGGAUGGUAACGAAACUCAAAACAAAAAGGAGGCUACAAAAGUACAAGAACUGUCUGAAACUUCUACUAAUAAAACAAGAAGCUUUGGUAGUUACAGAGCUGCUCUGUCUCAGACGUGUUCCAGGUUCAAGAACAGGUUGGUUAGUAGGUCUGAUGAUGAGAACGAGCGGUUCGAACUCAGGAAACAGAGCGAGCACGACAUGAAACGGUGUCUCACAUGGUGGGAUUUAGUCUGGUUUGGAUUUGGUUCAGUGAUCGGAGCUGGAAUCUUUGUCUUGACAGGUUUCUCUGCUAUGCUCUCUGUCUUCUGCUACACUGAAUUCGCUGUGGAAAUCCCCGUGGCUGGUGGUUCCUUCGCCUAUUUACGGAUCGAGCUAGGGGAUUUUGCGGCGUUCAUCACCGCGGGAAAUAUACUUCUUGAGAGUAUAGUUGGAACUGCAGCUGUUGCUAGAGCCUGGACUUCAUAUUUUGCUACUCUUCUGAAUCGCAAUCCGAACGCUCUACGGAUCAAAACAGAUCUCACCAGUCCUGGUUUUGAUCUCCUAGACCCAAUAGCCGUAGUGGUUUUAGUCCUUGCGGUUACGAUUGCAUCGAUCAGCACCCGGAAGACUUCAUUGCUCAACUGGAUAGCUUCUGCUAUUAACACUUUAGUGAUUCUUUUUGUCAUCAUCGCGGGUUUUAUCCACGCCGACUCCUCGAAUUUGACUCCAUUCUUGCCUUAUGGACCCGAGGGAGUGUUCCGAGCAGCUGCAGUUGUGUACUUUGCAUAUGGAGGAUUCGAUAAUAUAGCAACAAUGGCUGAAGAAACCAAGAAUCCAUCAAGAGACAUACCGAUUGGGUUACUCGGUUCAAUGUCGAUAAUCAUGGUGAUAUACUGUUUGAUGGCAUUAUGCUUGAGUAUGAUGCAGAAGUACACCGAUAUCGAUCCAAACGCAGCUUACUCGGUAGCUUUCCAGAGCGUUGGAAUGAAAUGGGGAAAGUACUUGGUGGCUCUUGGUGCUCUCAAAGGGAUGACCACAGUUCUUCUAGUAGGAGCAUUGGGACAAGCGCGAUACGUUACUCACAUCGCACGUACACACAUGAUCCCGCCUGUGUUUGCCCUCGUCCAUCCCAAAACAGGAACACCGAUAUACGCAAACCUCCUUGUAGCAAUUCCAAGUGCUCUCAUUGCUUUCUUUUCGGGUUUAGAUGUUUUAGCGAGCCUCUUAUCGAUAAGUACUCUCUUCAUCUUCACAAUGAUGCCUAUCGCACUACUCGUGAGGAGAUACUACGUGAGAGAAACCACUCCAAGAGCUGAUCUUCUUAAGCUUAUCAUUUGCAUCCUAAUCGUUGUUGCUUCUUCAAUGGGUACUUCGGCUUAUUGGGGAAUGAAGGUGAAAGGAUCAUGGAUCGGAUACACAAUAACCACUCCUUUCUGGUUCUUGGGGACUUUUGGGAUUGUAUUCUUUGUUCCUCAGCAAAGAAGUCCGAAAGUGUGGGGAGUACCGUUAGUCCCGUGGCUCCCGUGCUUAUCGAUCGUGACGAAUAUCUUUCUAAUGGGAUCAUUGGGAGCUCAGGCUUUUGUAAGGUUUGGAGUUUGCACUUUAGUCAUGUUGCUAUACUAUUUUUUGCUUGGUCUUCAUGCAACAUUCGAUAUGGCUCAUCAGCAAAUCGUGCCAAGAUCUUAG